Molecule: messenger RNA, 1807 nt
Organism: Melanaphis sacchari
Lineage: Eukaryota; Metazoa; Arthropoda; Insecta; Hemiptera; Aphididae
Product: acyl-CoA Delta(11) desaturase-like
Exons: 6
Coding region: 661-1761 (366 amino acids)
Biological process (GO): unsaturated fatty acid biosynthetic process
Cellular component (GO): endoplasmic reticulum membrane
Molecular function (GO): iron ion binding; stearoyl-CoA 9-desaturase activity
Source: RefSeq, a predicted model, not a curated record
AUAAACGGAGUAUAAUUUAGUCUAAACUCUAAAUAUGAUGCGCUAACUCAACUCUCGGAGAAGUGUGUCCAACGAAUUACGAUGUUAUAACAAUUAAUAUUAACAAUUUAAUAGGUACCUACUAUCUAGUAUUUACAUAAUAAAAAAAUAAUUAUAAAAUUUGAUAUGAAUAUGUGAUAUAAAAGCAAUGAUCAUAAUUCGGGCAGUCGUGAAAAUAUUUUAAAGUGCAAACUCCGAACGUGAUCAAAAGAAUAACGGAAAUUACCUGAAUAAACGGUUGUAGGAAGCUAAUUAGUUAAAUGUGAUACUGGUGGAACUAUAUUAUCGGACUGACCGCUAAAGAAAAUGCAUCAUAUAUUUUAUAAAUAAAAUGUAGUAUAAUAACGCGAGGUAGUGACUCACUGCGCAUUGCAUCAGAGUAUGAGACCAGUUUACAGUGUUUGGACUAUGACAGUGCGACAGCUGCUGUAUGGAGUUAAUAUUAUUAUCUUAUUAUUUUCGUCUACGUUCCAAAGAUGCGUAUUGUCUGCCGACAGCCCACCUUUGACCCAACUGUAAUCUGAAUAUUCUUAAUUUCCGAACUUCUUAAAGGUAUAUAAAAUCAAUCGCGGUACUCAACUCAUCAUUAGUCCAGGUGAAUUCGCCGUAACCAGUGAGAAAAUGAACACUGCUUCAGAAAUGGAAUCCUCCGGAGACGUGGACACCGCGAUCAACUCAAUGAUGGAGACCGAUCUCAAUUCAGUGGACAAAAAUAAACAAGACAGAAUCGAUAAUUCAAAUUCUCUCGAACCAGUUAAGAUUAAAAUAAUUUGGGGAAUUGUAUUAUUCUUUGUUGUUGGUCAUUUAUCAGCUAUUUAUGGAUUAUACUUAGCAUUUACAUCAACUAAAUUACUCACAACAUUAUUUGGAUUAUGUUCAUGGAUAUUAUCAGGAUUAGGUGUGACAGCUGGACUUCAUCGUUUAUGGUCACAUAAAUCAUACAAAGCAAAAUGGCCUUUACGAUUUAUUUUAAUGUUGAUGAGUACCAUGGCAUUCGAGAAUCAUAUUUACGAGUGGUGCAUGGAUCACCGAAUACAUCACAAGUACACAGAUACAAAUUCAGAUCCGCAUAAUGCUAAGAGAGGAUUUUUUUUCUCACAUGUUGGGUGGCUUGUAGUUCGUAGACACCCUGAUUACUACGACAAAUGCUUGAAAAUUGAUAUGUCUGAUUUAAAAAAAGAUUCUAUUGUUAUGUUUCAAAAAACAUUUUAUGUUCCAUUACUAUUAUUGUUUUGCUUUAUCCUUCCUACAAUAAUACCUGUUUAUUUUUGGAAAGAAACAUAUGUCAAUGCAUUUUUCACUUCAACGAUGUUGCGUUAUAUUUUCACUUUAAACAUGACAUGGUUAGUCAACAGUGCCGCUCACAUCUGGGGUAAACGCCCAUAUGACGCAUCUAUUAAUCCCUCUGAAAAUCUAUCUGUGUCUCUUGGAGCUUUAGGCGAAGGAUGGCACAAUUAUCAUCAUGUGUUCCCAUGGGAUUACAAGGCGGCUGAACUUGGAAAUUACAGAGCAAACCUGACAACUGCAUUUAUAGACUUUUUCUCACUCAUUGGUUGGGCAUAUGAUAUGAAAACUGUCUCAAAUGAGAUGAUUUUAAAACGAGCCAAUAGGACCGGAGAUGGUUCUCACCCUGAUGGAGAUGGAAUUUGGGGAUGGGAUGAUUCUAACAUCUCCACUGAAGAUCGAAAAUUAACAACUGUCAUUAAUAAAAAAGAUGAUUAAAAAAAAAUAGUAAUGUUUUUUUUAUAGUUUAUACCUUCGGGCGCCU